Syzygium oleosum is the source of this 2076-nucleotide messenger RNA. Its product is annotated as metal transporter Nramp3.2-like. Gene Ontology annotation, biological process: positive regulation of reactive oxygen species metabolic process; metal ion transport; defense response to bacterium. Gene Ontology annotation, molecular function: manganese ion transmembrane transporter activity; cadmium ion transmembrane transporter activity. Gene Ontology annotation, cellular component: vacuolar membrane. Bases 70 to 1644 code for a protein of 524 amino acids. The record is from RefSeq and is a predicted model, not a curated record. The transcript is spliced from 4 exons. Lineage: Eukaryota; Viridiplantae; Streptophyta; Magnoliopsida; Myrtales; Myrtaceae.
AGAGAGAGAGAGAAACGGAGAAGCAAACCUUAACUUCCUCAACGCCAACCUCCCUCCCUCUCCGUCGCCAUGGGACCUCAAGACGAGCGCCGGCAGCCCCUCCUGCACUCCUCCUCCGACACAGAAGAGGAGGCCGCCUACGACGCCGCCGAGAAGGUCCAGAUCGUCUCCGGCGGCGGCGGCGACGGCGACGGCGACGACCCCUCCGCCUCCUCGGGCCGCCCGUCCUCCUCCGGCGGCGCGCCGCCGUUCUCGUGGCGGAAGCUGUGGCUCUUCACCGGCCCGGGGUUCCUGAUGAGCAUCGCCUUCCUCGACCCCGGGAACCUGGAGGGCGACCUCCAGGCCGGCGCCAUCGCCGGCUACUCCCUGCUGUGGCUCCUCAUGUGGGCCACCGCCAUGGGGCUCCUUGUCCAGCUCCUCUCCGCCCGGCUCGGCGUCGCGACGGGGCGGCACCUGGCCGAGCUGUGCCGGGAGGAGUACCCGCCGUGGGCGAGGAUGGUGCUGUGGGUGAUGGCCGAGCUGGCCCUCAUCGGCGCGGACAUACAGGAGGUCAUCGGCAGCGCCAUCGCCAUCAAGAUUCUCAGCAAUGGGGUCUUGCCCCUCUGGUCCGGCGUCGUCAUCACUGCCGCUGAUUGCUUUAUCUUUCUGUUACUUGAGAACUAUGGAGUGAGGAAACUUGAAGCAUUUUUUGCCUUCCUUAUUGCAACGAUGGCAAUGGCAUUUGCCUGGAUGUUUGCUGAUGCAAAGCCAAGUGGAACCGAGCUGCUUUUGGGCAUGUUGAUCCCGAAACUUAGCUCCAGAACAAUAAAGCAAGCCGUGGGAGUCGUGGGUUGCAUUAUUAUGCCUCACAAUGUGUUCUUGCACUCGGCCCUCGUGCAAUCGAGGGAGAUUGACCAUAACCAAAAGGGCAGGGUCCACGAAGCCCUGAGGUAUUACUCAAUAGAAUCCACUGCCGCCCUCGUGAUCUCCUUCAUCAUCAAUCUCUUUGUCACGACUGUUUUUGCGAAGGGUUUCUACGGCACUCCGGCUGCCAACAGCAUUGGUCUUGUAAAUGCCGGGCAGUAUCUCCAAGAGAAAUACGGGGGAGGCCUUUUUCCUAUACUGUACAUAUGGGGAAUAGGGUUGUUAGCUGCGGGGCAGAGCAGCACCAUCACAGGCACUUAUGCCGGGCAAUUUAUAAUGGGGGGUUUUCUUAACCUGCGUUUGAAGAAAUGGUUGAGGGCGUUGAUCACGCGGAGCUGUGCGAUCGUGCCGACUAUGAUAGUGGCUCUUGUUUUCGAUACUGAGGAGACGCUAGAUGUUCUGAACGAGUGGCUUAAUGUGCUCCAAUCAAUACAGAUCCCUUUCGCACUUAUCCCUCUUCUCUAUCUGGUCUCCAGGGAGCAGAUCAUGGGCUCUUUUAAGAUCGGCCCUGUUCUUAAGAUCGUCUCUUGGCUCGUGGCUGCUCUGGUGAUUGUGAUCAACGGCUAUCUUUUACUGGAUUUCUUCUCCAAUGAAGUAACCGGCAUUAUGUUCGGCACCGUCGUGUCUGGUUUCACGGCUGCCUACGUCGCAUUCAUACUGUACCUUGUUUCUCGGGGCCUAACGUUUUCAUCGUGGCGCAACCUCGUACAAUCUAAGACGGUCACUGCCACAGAGAGUUAAAAGCGGGCCAAUCGAUGGAGUCUGGUGUACAUUAACAGACACUGCUUCAAUCCGGCAGCCUUUUAUUUGUGAAGUCAUUCAAGGGCUCCUCAUCAUAUUGGCAUAUCUACAGUGUCGUUUUGGAUGAAGCGUGUACUUUUACACUUAGACGCACUCACAGGGACCUGUGUAGAGAGAAUUGAAUCCGAGCCAUUGGACUAAAACGAGAGAAGGGUUCAAAGAAACCAGCUAAAUGUACAAUUAGGCUAUUCGAUAUUUCAGCUGUGGACAGGGUUACUGAAAUGGAAAACAUUGCAGUGGUAUGAUGUUAAUAUCUUUGGCUUGGAUACUUGUGGACAUGUUACUGCCUUACAUGUAUGAUAUAUAGCUCAUAAAACUCCUUAUGUUGAAAACAGAAGUGCAAAGAAACAAGAACACAAAAAAGUUGAAGUC